CCUCCCGCUGCUGCCGCCUCGCCUCAGCCUGACGCGGAGCGGGCGGGGCUGCCUCCCUCCCGCCUCCCUCCCUGCCCUUCCGUGUGAGGAGGAGGCAGCAGCAGCCGCCGCCGCCGCCGAAGGAGCGCCGCCACCGCCCGAGGAGAGGCCCCCCCGCCUGCCGCCGCCGCGACCAGCGGAGCCCCCCCGCCCCGCCCGCCGCAUCAUCGCCUCCCUGUCCCGCCCCGCCCCCAUCUCGCCCCCCCCCCCCGCGGCUCCCCGGCCGGCCAUGCCGUCUCGGGCAAGGUAAUGAGCCGCAGAGCCCCGGCUGGGUCUCGGCUGAGCGGCACCGCCUCCGCCUCCUCCUCCUCCUCCUCCGCCUUCUCCCGCCAGCACCACCACCACCACCACCAGCCCUCCUCCUCCUCCUCCUCCUCCUCCUCCUCGCACCCGCGGAGCUGGCAUGACUGGCAACCCAGAACUGACAGUGCAUCAGCUGACCAAGAGAAUUUAAAAUACUCCUCGUCCAGAGACCGGAGUGGUUCUUCCUCCUAUGGAUUGCAACCCUCAAAUUCAGCGGUGGUGUCUCGGCAUAGACAUGAUGAUAUCAGAGGCACCGCUGACAUACAGAAUGAAGAAAAAGGUGGCUACAGUGUCAAUGGAGGAUCUGGGGAAAAUACUUAUGGUCGGAAGUCGUUGGGGCAAGAGCUGAGAGUUAACCAUGUGACCAACUCUGAUUUUACCAGUGUUCAGCAUGGGAAUCGUGCUUUAGUCGCAAAAGACAUGAGGAAAACACAGGAGCGAUCAUUGUCUUACUCUGAUGAGUCUCGACUGUCAAAUCUUCUUCGGAGGAUUACUCGGGAAGACGACAGAGACCGAAGACUGGCUACUGUAAAGCAACUGAAAGAAUUCAUUCAGCAACCAGAGAACAAACUGGUGCUGGUUAAACAACUGGAUAAUAUCUUGACUGCCAUACACGAUGUGCUUAAUGAAAGUAGCAAACUGCUUCAAGAACUGAGACAGGAGGGCGCUUGCUGCCUUGGCCUUCUUUGUGCUUCUCUAAGCUAUGAAGCUGAGAAGAUCUUUAAAUGGAUUUUUAGCAAAUUUGGCUCAUCCACUAAAGAUGAAGUUAAACUUCUUUAUUUGUGUGCAACGUACAAAGCCCUGGAGACUGUGGGAGAGAAGAAAGCUUUUUCAUCUGUAAUGCAACUUGUAAUGACGAGCCUGCAGUCCAUUCUAGAAAAUGUGGACACACCAGAAUUGCUGUGUAAAUGUGUCAAAUGCAUCCUCCUCGUGUCCCGAUGUUACCCUCACAUUUUCAGCACUAACUUUAGGGACACGGUUGACAUAUUAGUUGGGUGGCAUAUUGAUCACACUCAGAAACCUUCCCUGACACAGCAGGUGUCUGGAUGGUUACAGAGCCUGGAACCGUUUUGGGUAGCUGACCUUGCAUUUUCCACCACACUCUUGGGUCAGUUCCUAGAAGAUAUGGAAGCAUAUGCUGAGGACCUCAGCCAUGUGGCUUCUGGAGAAUCCGUGGAUGAAGAUAUCCCCCCUCCUUCGGUCUCGCUGCCCAAACUGGCAGCUCUCCUCCGGGUUUUCAGUACGGUUGUGAGGAGUAUUGGCGAACGAUUCAGUCCCAUUCGAGGGCCACCCAUAACUGAAGCCUAUGUCACUGAUGUUCUGUACAGAGUCAUGCGAUGUGUCACAGCCGCUAAUCAAGUCUUCUUUUCUGAGGCUGUCUUGACGGCUGCCAACGAGUGUGUCGGUGUCUUGCUGGGCAGUCUGGAUCCUAGCAUGACCAUCCACUGUGACAUGGUCAUCACCUAUGGAUUAGAUCAACUGGAGAAUUGUCAGACUUGUGGUACUGAUUAUAUCAUCUCGGUGUUGAACUUAUUAAUGCUGAUUGUUGAACAAAUAAAUACAAAGCUCCCAUCAUCAUUUAUAGAGAAAUUGUUUAUACCAGCGUCUAAGUUGCUUAUACUCCGCUACCACAAGGAAAAAGAGGUGGUUUCAGCAGCGCAGGCUGUUUACCAAGCAGUCCUGAGCUUGAAGAACAUUCCUGUCUUAGAAACUGCCUACAAGUUGAUUCUUGGAGAGAUGGCCUGUGCCUUGAACAGUCUUCUUUGCAGUCUGCAGCUUCCGGAGACUUGUUCUGAAAUUCAACAUGAUGCUUUCAAGAACCAUACUUUCAAUGUGGCUAACGCAAAGUUUGUUGUUAUAUUUGACCUUAGUGCUCUGACUACCAUUGGAAAUGCAAAGAACUCAUUGAUUGGAAUGUGGGCUCUGUCUCCAACGGUGUUUGCAUUGCUGAGCAAGAAUUUGAUGGUGGCACACGGUGACAUUGCCGUUCACUUUCCUGCAGUCCAGUAUGCAGUGCUCUACACUCUCUAUUCACAUUGCACCAGGCAUGACCACUUCAUAUCCAGCAGCCUCAGUUCCUCUUCUCCUUCCUUGUUUGAUGGGGCUGUCAUUAGCACAGUAACCACAGCUACCAAGAAGCAUUUCUCUAUCAUGCUAAAUCUCCUAGGGCUUCUGCUUAAGAAGGACAACCUUACCCAUGAUACCAGGAAACUACUAAUGACCUGGGCUUUAGAAGUGGCUGUCCUAAUGAAAAAAUCUGAGACAUAUGCACCACUGUUCUCUCUCCCAUCUUUUCACAAGUUCUGCAAAGGACUUCUAGCAAACACUCUUCUAGAGGAUGUUAAUAUAUGUCUUCAGGCAUGCAGUAGCCUCCAUGCUUUGUCACCUUCUCUGCCAGAUGACCUGUUGCAGAGAUGCGUUGAUGUAUGCCGUGUGCAGCUAGUCCACAGUGGUGCUCGUAUACGACAAGCUUUUGGAAAACUCUUAAAGUCUGUCCCUCUAGAUGUAGUGCUAAGUAACAACCACCACACAGAAAUACAAGAAAUCUCGUUGGCUAUCAGAGGUCAUAUGAGCAAAGCACCAAGCAAUACCUUUCACCCACAAGACUUUUCCGAUAUAAUCAGUUUCAUCUUGUAUGGGAGCUCCCACAGAACAGGGAAAGAGAGCUGGUUAGAAAGGUUAUUUUACAGUUGCCAAAGACUGGAUAAACGUGACCAAUCAAGUAUUCCCCGCAAUUUAUUGAAAACGGAAGCUGUUCUUUGGCAGUGGGCCGUCUGGGAGGCAGCACAAUUUACUGUCUUGUCGAAGUUAAGGACACCACUAGGCAGAGCUCAGGAUACAUUCCAGACAAUUGAAGGCAUCAUUAGGAGCCUUGCAGCCCACACACUGAACCCAGAUCAAGAUGUCAGCCAGUGGACGACAGCAGACAACGAUGAAGGGCACAGUAGCAACCAGCUUCGGCUGGUUUUGCUUCUUCAGUACUUGGAGAACUUGGAGAAACUGAUGUACAAUGCUUAUGAGGGAUGUGCGAAUGCACUCACAUCUCCACCCAAGGUUAUCAGGAUGUUUUUCUAUACUAAUCGACAGACUUGUCAGGAUUGGUUAACUCGAAUUAGGCUUUCCAUCAUGCGGGUUGGAUUGUUGGCUGGACAGCCGGCUGUGACGGUCAGGCAUGGCUUUGAUUUGCUGACAGAAAUGAAGACCAAUAAUGUGUCUCAGGGAAAUGAGUUAGAAGUAACCAUCAUGAUGGUGGUCGAAGCCCUCUGUGAGCUUCAUUGUCCCGAAGCAAUCCAAGGAAUAGCUGUCUGGUCGUCUUCUGUAGUUGGAAGGAGUCUGACCUGGAUUAAUUCUGUAGCUCUGCAGGCAGAAGGACGGUUUGAAAAAGCAGCUGUCGAAUACCAGGAGCAUCUUUGUGCCAUGACUGGAGUCGAUUGUUGUGUCACAGGUUUUGAUAAAUCUGUUCUCAAGCUGGCCAAUUCCAACAGUGGUAACAACGCCAGCCCCAAGCACUCUCUGAAUGGGGAUGCGCGGAAAACAGUCCUGGCGAAGCCCAGCGACUCGUCGCCUGAAGUUGUCAACUACUUGGGCAACAAAGCUUGCGAGUGCUACACCUCCAUUGCUGAUUGGUCGGCGGUGCAGGAAUGGCAGAAUGCGGUCCAUGACCUGAAGAAAAAUGCCAGCAGUGCCCUGGUCAGUCUGAAAGCAGACUUUAACUACAUAAAAUCUCUAAGCAACUUUGGAUCUGGAGAACUCACAGCAUGCACAGAGCAACUAGAAUUGCUUCCAGGUGAAGACAUCAAUCUUCUAAUUGGAGGAUCCAAAGAAAAAAUAGAUAUGAAGAAGCUUCUCCCGAACAUGCUAUCUCCUGAUCCGAGAGAACUUCAGAAAGCAAUUGAGGUUCAGUUAUUGAGAAGUUCAGUGUGUCUGUCAACAGCGAUUAACCAAGCGGAACAGGAUCAAAAAUGGCAGCCCAUUACAGAAAACCUUGUAAAAUACCUAAAGCAGACAUCCCGGAUUGCGAUUGGACCUUUAAGACUGGCCACUCUGACGGUCUCUCAGUCUUUGCCAGUCCUGAGUACUCUGCAGCUGUACUGUUCCUCUGCUCUGGAAAAUACCGUGUCAAACAGGCUCUCCUCCGAGGAUUGCCUCAUCCCUCUCUUCAGUGAAGCAUUGCGUUCAUGCAAGCAACACGAUGUGAGACCCUGGAUGCAUGCCCUCCGAUACACCAUGUAUCAGAAUCAUUUGCUGGAGAAACUUAAAGAGCAAAGUGUUCCGGUGAGAAGCCAUUUAAUGGAACUGGGUCUGACUGCUGCAAAAUUUGCACGCAAGCGUGGGAAUGUUGCGCUGGCGACACGCCUGCUUGCUCAGUGCAGUGAAGUUCAGCUCGGGAAAACGACUACUGCCCAAGAUCUAGUCCAGCACUUUAAGAAGCUGUCCACACCCAUUCAGAUGGAUGAAAAGUGGGGUCCUGAGCUGGAAAUUGAAAAAACCAAAUUGUUAUACACAGCAGGCCAGUCUACCCAUGCAAUGGAAAUGUUGAGUUCCUGUGCCUUAUGCUUCUGCAAAUCUGCCAAAGCCGAAUAUGCUGUAGCCAAGUCCAUUCUCACACUAGCCAAAUGGAUCCAAGCUGAAUGGAAAGAGAUUUCAGGGCAGCUGAAGCAAGUCUACAGAGCACGGCAGCAACAAAAUCUAACUGGCCUUUCCACAUUAUCUAAAAACAUCUAUACUUUGAUUGACUUGCCCUCUGUUAAUACCGGUGAGGAGGACUAUCCCAGGAUUGAAAGUGAAUCCACAGUAAACAUUGGAGUUGGAGAGCCAGACUUCAUCCUGGGGCAGCUCUACCGCCUGUCUUCAGCACAAGCGCCCGAAGUUGCCAAGUCAUGGGCUUCGCUUGCUAGCUGGGCUUACCGAUGGGGCCGAAAAGUGGUUGACAAUGCCAGCCAAGGAGGUGUCCGUCUACUACCAAGAGAGAAAUCUGAAGUUCAAAACUUGCUUCCUGAAAAUAUUACAGAAGAAGACAGAGAGAAAAUCUAUGGCAUUCUUGGACAGGCAGUGUGCCGACCAGCUGGGAUUCAGGACGAAGACAUGACCCUUCAGAUUGCCGAGAGCGAAGAUAAUGAAGAAGAUGAUAUGGUUGAUGUCAUCUGGCGCCAGUUGUUGACCAGCUGUCCCUGGCUUUCAGACCUUGAUGAAAAUUCAACGGAGGGGCUCAUCAAAGUGUGGCGGAAAGUUGUGGACAGGAUCUUCAGCCUCUACAAGCUCUCGUGCAGUGCCUAUUUUACUUUCCUCAAGCUCAAUGCUGGUCAGGUUCCUCUGGAUGAAGACGACCCCAGGCUGCACCUCAGGAACAUUUCGGAACAGAGCACCGAUGAUGUCAUUGUAAUGGCAACCUUGAGGCUGCUGAGACUGCUUGUGAAACAUGCUGGAGAACUCAGGCAGUAUCUGGAACAUGGGCUAGAAACCACCCCAACAGCUCCGUGGCGAGGUAUUAUUCCUCAGCUCUUUUCACGCCUCAAUCACCCCGAAGUGUAUGUUCGCCAGAGCAUUUGUAACCUCCUCUGCCGAGUUGCCCAGGAUUCUCCUCAUCUAAUACUGUACCCGGCCAUUGUGGGCACCAUUUCCCUUAGUAGCGAAUCUCAAGCUUCAGGAAGCAAAUUCCCCUCUGCAAUCCCAACCUUCUUGGGCAACAUUCAAGGUGAAGAACUAUUGGGUGGUGAGUGUGAUGGAGGCAGCCCUCCGGCUUCUCAAGAGAGCAUCAAAGAUGAGCCCAAGAUGGGCUUAAAUGAAGACCAGGCGAUGAUGCAAGACUGCUACAGCAAAAUUGUAGAGAAGUUGUCGACUGCAAAUCCAACCAUGGUCUUGCAGGUCCAGAUGCUUGUCGCAGAGCUCCGCAGAGUGACGGUCCUCUGGGAUGAGCUUUGGCUGGGAGUCCUCUUGCAGCAACACAUGUAUGUCCUUAGACGGAUUCAGCAGCUGGAAGACGAAGUGAAGAGAGUCCAGAACAACAACACUCUACGCAAAGAGGAAAAAAUAGCCAUCAUGCGUGAAAAGCACACGGCCCUAAUGAAGCCCAUCGUGUUUGCUCUGGAGCACGUGUGGAGCAUCACUGCAGCUCCUGCCGAAACGCCCCAUGAGAAGUGGUUUCAGGACAGUUACGGAGAUGCCAUUGAAAGUGCCUUGGAGAAACUGAAGAACCCAUCCAACCCUGCAAAGCCGGGAAGCAGCUGGAUCCCUUUCAAAGAGGUGAUGCUCAACCUCCAGCAGAGAGCUCAGAAGCGGGCCAGUUACAUUCUGCGCCUCGAGGAAAUCAGCCCCUGGCUGGCUGCCAUGACCAACACGGAAAUAGCUCUCCCGGGAGAAGUGUCUGCCAGGGACACCGUCACCAUCCACAGCGUGGGGAGCACCAUCACAAUCCUGCCAACGAAAACCAAACCGAAAAAGCUCCUUUUCCUAGGCUCAGAUGGGAAGAACUACCCAUACCUCUUCAAAGGGCUAGAAGAUCUCCACCUGGAUGAACGGAUCAUGCAGUUCUUAUCCAUUGUGAACACCAUGUUUGCCACCAUCAAUCGCCAAGAGACGCCUCGUUUCCACGCCAGGCAUUACUCUGUUACGCCCCUGGGGACAAGAUCAGGCCUGAUUCAGUGGGUAGAUGGAGCCACUCCUUUAUUUGGCCUUUAUAAGAGGUGGCAGCAGAGAGAAGCUGCUUUACAAACACAAAAGGCCCAAGAUUCCUACCAGACUCUUCAAAAUCCUGGGAUUGUACCUAGACCCAGUGAACUGUAUUACAGCAAAAUUGGACCGGCUUUGAAAACAGUUGGUCUCAGCCUGGAUGUGUCCCGUCGAGACUGGCCCCUAAAUGUAAUGAAGACCGUUUUGGAAGAGUUAAUGGAAUCGACGCCACCCAAUCUUCUUGCUAAAGAACUUUGGUCGUCCUGUACGACACCCGACGAAUGGUGGAGAGUCACACAGUCUUACGCAAGAUCCACGGCAGUUAUGUCCAUGGUUGGCUACAUAAUCGGUCUUGGAGACAGACAUCUGGAUAACGUUCUUAUUGAUAUGACUACCGGAGAGGUGGUUCACAUCGAUUAUAAUGUUUGCUUUGAAAAAGGGAAAAGUCUCCGAGUACCAGAGAAGGUUCCCUUCAGGAUGACACAGAAUAUUGAAACGGCAUUUGGAGUGACAGGAGUAGAAGGAGUUUUCAGGCUUUCUUGUGAGCAGGUUCUGCAUAUUAUGCGCCGUGGAAGAGAGACCCUGCUGACGUUGCUUGAAGCUUUUGUUUAUGACCCGCUUGUGGACUGGACUGCAGGGGGCGAAGCUGGCUUUGCUGGAGCCGUGUAUGGCGGAGGAGGGCAGCAGGCCGAGAGCAAGCAAAGCAAGAGAGAGAUGGAGAGGGACGUCACACGCAGCCUCUUCUCUUCCCGGGUCGCUGAAAUCAAGGUGAACUGGUUUAAGAACAGAGAUGAAAUGUUGGCUGUUCUUCCUAAACUGGAUGGUAGCUUAGCAGAAUACUUAAAUUUGCAAGAGCAGUUGACAGAUGUUGAGAAAUUGCAAGGCAAACUAUUGGAAGAGAUUGACUAUCUGGAUGGAGCAGAAGUGGGGGACCACCCAACGCACACGCUGCAGCACAGGUAUUCUGAACACACUCAGCUCCAGACACAGCAGAGGGCUGUACAGGAAGCAAUCCAGGUGAAACUGAAUGAAUUUGAGCAGUGGAUAUCCCAUUACCAAGCGGCUUUCAAUAAUCUGGAAGCAACUCAGCUUGCAAGUCUGCUCCAGGAAAUUAGCACCCAAAUGGAUCUUGGUCCUCCGAGUUAUGUGCCUGCAACGGCCUUCCUUCAAAAUGCUGGCCAGGCACACCUGAUCAGCCAGUGUGAGCAGCUGGAGGGAGAGGUGGGGGCUUUUCUCCAGCAGAGGCGGUCGGUCCUGCGUGGAUGCCUUGAGCAGCUGCACAACUAUGCCACGGUGGCGCUCCAGUACCCCAAGACAGUGUUCCAGAAGCACCGUGUGGAGCAGUGGAAGGCCUGGAUGGAAGAGCUCAUGGGCAAUAUGACCAUCGACCGCUGCCAAGAGCUUUACCGGAAGUAUGAAAUUCAGUAUGCUCCUCAGCCCCCUCCAGCGGUGUGUCAGUUCAUAACGACUACAGAGAUGACUUUGCAGCGAUAUGCCACCGAUAUAAAUAGCAGGCUUAUCCGGCAAGUAGAGCGUUUAAAGCAAGAAGCAGUCACGGUUCCAGUGUGUGAGGAGCAGUUGAAAGAAAUUGAGCGUUGCAUUAAGGUCUUCCUUCACGAAAAUGGCGAAGAGGGUUCCCUGAGCCUUGCAAGCGUGAUCAUCUCUGCUCUGUGUACCCUCACCAGGCGCAAUCUGAUGAUGGAAGGUGCUGCGUCGAGUGCUGGAGAGCAGCUGGUCGACCUGACCUCGCGAGACGGAGCCUGGUUCUUGGAGGAGCUCUGCAGCAUGAGCGGGAACGUCACGUGCCUGGUGCAGCUCCUGAAGCAGUGCCAUCUGGUCCCACAGGACCUGGAUAUUCCCAACCCAGUCGAAGCCUCCGAAGCCAUUCACCUGGCUAACGGCGUCUACAUCUCGCUUCAGGAAUUGAAUUCAAAUUUCCGCCAGAUCAUUUUCCCAGAAGCACUUAGGUGUUUAAUGAAAGGAGAAUAUACCUUAGAAAGCAUGCUUAAUGAACUGGAUAGCCUGAUUGAACAAACUACCGAUGUUCCUUUGCAAACCCUGGUUGAAUCUCUUCAAGCUUACCUAAGAAAUUCAGCCAUGGGGCUUGAAGAAGAAACCCACACUCAUUACAUUGAUGUUGCAAGGAUGCUUCAUGCCCAGUAUGGUGAACUGAUUCAGCCAAGAAAUGGUUCCGUGGAUGAAACACCCAAAAUGUCAGCAGGCCAGAUGUUGUUGGUGGCCUUUGAUGGGAUGUUUGCCCAAGUGGAGACAGCCUUUGGCUUGUUGGUUGACAAGCUCAACAAGAUGGAGAUACCUGUUGCUUGGCGCAAGAUUGACAUCAUCAGGGAAGCCCGUAGCACCCAAGCCAACUUUUUUGAUGACAACAACCAUCGGCAAGUUCUAGAAGAGAUUUUCUUCUUGAAAAGGCUGCAGACAAUCAAGGAGUUCUUCAGACUCUGCGGUACCUUUUCGAAAACACUUUCAGGCAUAAGUUCUCUGGAAGAGCAAAACCCUGUGAAUGGCCCUGUGCAGAUGGUCAAUGUGAAAACCUUGUAUCGGAAUUCUUGCUUCAGCGAAGACCAGAUGGCCAAACCAAUCAAAGCCUUCACAGCCGACUUUGUCCGGCAACUUUUAAUUGGCCUUCCCAAUCAAGCGCUGGGACUGACUCUGUGUAGCUUCAUUAGUGCUCUGGGUGUAGAUAUAAUCGCUCAAGUAGAGGCAAAGGAUUUUGGGGCUGAAAGCAAAGUGUCUGUGGACGACUUGUGUAAGAAAGCCGUGGAGCACAAUAUCCAGAUGGGCAGGUUUUCUCAGCUGGUCAUGAACAGAGCAACCGUGUUGGCCAGCUCCUACGAUACUGCCUGGAAGAAGCACGACCUGGUGCGGAGACUUGAGACCAGCAUUUCUUCCUAUAAGACGAGUCUCCAAAGAGUGCAGCUGCACAUGGCUAUGUUUCAGUGGCAGCACGAAGAUCUCCUCAUCAGUCGCCCACAAGCCAUGACAGUCACUCCUCCGCCUCGCUCUGCAAUUUUAGCCAGUAUGAAAAAGAAACUUCACACCCUUGGCCAGAUUGAAGCUUCGAUUGCAGCAGUUCAGGAAAAGCUGGCGGCACUUGAAGCUAGUAUUGAGCAGCGUUUGAAAUGGGCCGGAGGAGCCAAUCCCGCCCUGGCGCCCGUCCUGCAAGAUUUCGAUGCCACCAUAGCGGAGAGGAGAAACCUUGUCCUUAAAGAAGGUCAAAGAGCCAGCCAGGUGACAUUCCUGUGUAGCAACAUCAUUCAUUUUGAAAGCCUACGUACCAGAACAGCGGAAGCCUUAAACUUAGAUGCCGCCUUGUUUGAACUGGUCAAACGCUGCCAACAGAUGUGUUCGUUUGCAUCGCAGUUCAACAGCUCAGUUUCCGAACUCGAGCUUUGUUUACUUCACCGAGUGGGCACCAAUCUUGAGCAUCCCAUCGGCAGCUCCGAAUGGCUUCUCUCUGCUCACAAGCAACUGACGCAGGACAUUUCCACCCAGAGAACGGUGCAGACAGAGAGGGAGCAGCAAAUUGAGUCUGUGUGUGAAACCAUUCAGAAUCUGGUUGAUUGUAUUAAAACUGUGCUCACUGGCCACAACAGACAACUUGGGGAUGUCAAGCAUCUGCUGAAAGCCAUGGCGAAGGAUGAAGAAACCGCUCUGGCAGAUGGUGAAGAUGUUCCCUAUGAGAACAGUGUUAGACAGUUCUUGGGUGAAUAUAAAUUAUGGCAAGACAAUAUUCAAACAGUUCUGUUUACCUUAGUUCAGGCUAUGGGUCAGGUCCGCAGUCAGGAACACACUGAGAUGCUGCAGGAAAUUACUUCCACCUUGAAAGAACUGAGAACCCAGACUCAAAGUGUCUACAAUAAUCUAGUGAGUUUUGCGUCACCGUUAGUCACGGAUACACCAAAUGAAUGCUCGAGCCCAACAGCUGCUGCUGCUGCAUGUCAGCCGACGUUUGCUGCAGCGGUCCGUAGUAAUACGGGGCAGAAGACGCAGCCGGAGGUCAUGUCGCAGAAUACAAGGAAGCUCAUCCAGAAGACACUUGCACCGUCGGCAGACACCCCUCCGGGCACGAUCGCAGGAGCCGGCAAGAGUGUGGUCUCUAGCCCCAAGAAGGCCAUCAGGGACCCUAAAACAGGGAAAGCUGUGCAAGAACGGAAUUCGUAUGCUGUAAGUGUGUGGAAACGUGUCAAAGCCAAGUUAGAGGGCCGGGACUUAGAUCCCAACCGGAGAAUGUCCGUUGCUGAACAGGUGGACUAUGUGAUUAAGGAAGCCACUAAUCUAGAUAACUUGGCUCAGCUGUAUGAAGGUUGGACAGCCUGGGUAUGAAGAGGAGCAAGCAGGUCAGUCUGGUUCAGUGAGGUCAGACAUCCAGCAGAAUCCACUCUGCCUCAGGCAUCCACAGCAGCACCACAGUCGGUGGUGAUGCAUUUCUGGGGCUUAAUGUGAGGAAACCUCGGCCAUCUCGGUGCACUGGGGAAGUGAGUCCUGCAGAGUAGCUGCACUCAGGGAUACGCUAAACACAAUGGCCUGGAGUCCCCUCCCCGGGGUCCAGGGUGGAAGCUCACCGCCUGAACAACACGGCUGUCUUUCUGCUCCAGAAGAACUGCAUACGUGUCGGGAGGGGGGGAUAGCUGCAGGAAGAAAUGGGGAAUGCUACAGACCGCAGAGUGAUUUGGAACCCAGUUCCACCUGACCCUGUGAACAAUCCGGGAAAUACCGAAAACGGAAAAGGGGGCCGUGAAGAAAUCACAGCAAAGGAAGAUUUGAGAGAUUGAAUUACUCUUGUUGCGUGGCAACAGUGCUGGUUGAGCUGACCAGUUAGUGCAGAAAUGCUGCACAAGAUGAACUUCAGAGAUGGACUGAAAUGCCAAGAGCGCUGCACAUCAGUGAUGUCCUAUGUCGGAAGAACUUCUGAGAAGAGAGAAGCUUUUUGGGUUUUUGUUUUUUGUUUUUUUCUAAUUUGGAAAUUCUUUCCUACUCCUGACUAACUGUAGCUUAGGUGUAUUUCCAGUCCGUGUGGAUUUUUUUAAAAAAUUUUGAUCCUUAUGUUCAGUCAGGUUAAUCUCUCUCUUUUUGGGGUGUGGGUGGGACGCAAACCAUAUUUCCAAAAGCACAGAAAAUGCUGAAUAUUUAAAAUGACUUAUCUUUGAGUUGGGUGGUCAAAUGCAAAUUGUUUGUGUUAAAAGUCAUUUUUGCAACUCUAUCAUGUACAGUUCCCCAGAUUCACUGUGCAUUUCAAAGUAAUGAAUCUAACAGGCAUUUAUUUUCAUCUGCUUGCAGUGUACACUUCUUUUGUAAUUCACAGUUUUCCCUCCAAAGCUCAUUCUGCUGUGAUUGCUGUAGUUUCUUUUGUAAACAUAAGUACUCCAAUGUAAUCUUUACCUUUUUAAAAUAAAAACACAAACACAGGAUAGAAUAUCAAAGUAGAGUUUUACAUUGUUGAUGACAGAAAAUCAAUAAAGUGAAGUUCUAGUGGAGGUAGUUUUAUGCUGUUUAAUUCACUUUUUUGAUUUACACUUGUAUAGCUUUUCAGUUCAAUUGCGGAAUUAAAGAUAGACAUACCAAGCUAAAAUGAGCUUAUUUUUCUUCAAGUACAGUUGUAUAAAGAUCUGUGUGGAGUUGCUUUUUUCCAUAUGACUUCCAAUCUGUUCAAUACAUUCAUAGUAAAUUUCUCACUAAGUUUUCCUAAACCUACCUUGCACUUUUUGACAGAGUGUAAGAGAAGUUGCUAUUAAAGCGGCACUUUAAAACCAGUCUGUUCCCAUAUGUCUUUAUCUCUUCCCUGCUAAUUAAAGUUUUUUCAACAUAUGAGCUUGCCCUAGGAAAGAACAUGCUAUUUCCUGACUCCUACAUAAUACAAUUAUCACUUCUUUGGGGUGAUCUUCGGAUGAAUACUGCUUGAAUCCAACUUUUCAGAUUGGACUUGUGGAGCUGACAGCCUCCGCUCCCUGCCAAAUGUACGUGUGAACUUAACACAUUUGCCAUGAAAGCCAUUGAAGGAGGGGACACAUGAGGAUUCCCAUCCUAUCCUCCUGGUGUCUUCAGAGGAUUUAAACAUUUUCCAGUGGUGGUUUCUAAGUAAUGCAGCCUAUAUUUCUGAGAGGUCUUGGUAAGGUGCAGCAAAAGGAACCGGAUGCCAUUAUUCCAGUCUUUACAGUGUGGAGAAACUUUGGCUUCCUCCGGUGAACUGAUGCGAAGGAGACUUGAUUGAUGCUCUUCUCAGCCUAGUCCACCGGCUCUCCUCUCGUUUUUCAGAGCUGGCCUUGAUGGGUCGUGCAUGUUGCCUACCUAUUGACUGAUGCUUCUGAGGCCAUGGCUUUCCAGUGCUCCUGAAUCCUUUGCCAUAUAUUGUAAGAGUGAAAGAGAGAGGGGUUUGUUUUGUGGGGGAGGAGAGAGAAAACAGCAGCGAAGGCAACAUUCACAAUUCAGUUAGUGUGCUUUUCUUUUCCUUCCUGUAUGAAACAUCCUGGAUGAGCACUCCCGGGAGGAUGAGAUGUUAUGUUUUGAUUGCUUGGGAGCAGGGACAGGCUGUUGUGCCUGUGAUUCAUGUACUAUUAUACAACGUCUAUCCAGAAAUGAAAUGUGUAUGGAGAUGGGGUCUUUACUGCAUAAUGUAAUAAAGCUUAAAAAUCAACUUGUAUUCUCAA
Hemicordylus capensis (graceful crag lizard) is the source of this 13673-nucleotide messenger RNA. RefSeq names its product SMG1 nonsense mediated mRNA decay associated PI3K related kinase (gene SMG1). The coding region runs from base 289 to 11352 and encodes 3687 amino acids. The transcript has 63 exons. Gene Ontology annotation, molecular function: protein serine/threonine kinase activity; protein binding. The record is from RefSeq and is a predicted model, not a curated record. Lineage: Eukaryota; Metazoa; Chordata; Lepidosauria; Squamata; Cordylidae. Gene Ontology annotation, biological process: nuclear-transcribed mRNA catabolic process, nonsense-mediated decay; phosphorylation. Gene Ontology annotation, cellular component: nucleus.